Fukomys damarensis (Damara mole-rat) is the source of this 5213-nucleotide messenger RNA. RefSeq names its product cytochrome P450 2U1. Gene Ontology annotation, molecular function: iron ion binding; oxidoreductase activity, acting on paired donors, with incorporation or reduction of molecular oxygen, reduced flavin or flavoprotein as one donor, and incorporation of one atom of oxygen; heme binding. The record is from RefSeq and is a predicted model, not a curated record. Gene Ontology annotation, biological process: xenobiotic metabolic process. NCBI's taxonomy places the organism in Eukaryota, Metazoa, Chordata, Mammalia, Rodentia, Bathyergidae. The transcript is spliced from 5 exons. The coding region runs from base 1053 to 2363 and encodes 436 amino acids. Gene Ontology annotation, cellular component: intracellular membrane-bounded organelle; cytoplasm.
UCUGAUUGGCUAGCAAUGUAGGCAGAAUAGGUCAAAAGUCUGAAAUCACUCAUCAUUCAGAGGUUUGCUUAGGUCAGAACUAAAAGACAUUUGGGUUUAUGUUUUCUUUGGAGUGAAUGUGGCAUGUAGACAAUUUACAAACAACUACACACGCAGACCCAAUGUACAGCAAUGUGAACACACACAAAGAUUUGUCAUUUACCAGUUUUUAAAAAGUUACACUGUUGACCUGAUUUUCCUUACUCAUUCUGUGGCUAACUAUAUAUAGUUCCUCGCUGCAGCAAGGUGAGCAGUUUACCUGUAAAGGCAUAGAACUCUUCCUCUGUGGGCUCCCUGAAGUUGUUCUACCUGCCUUAACUUCCAGAUUGCAGUCAGUUGUAAACGGAUGUUGCCCAGGGUUUUUAGCAUAUUUCCCAGGGCACUAAGACAGACAGCAGUCAGACAUUCCCACAUUUUCUCCUGCUUGCUGUCCACAGCCUGCAGUGGGUGAAAAGCAACCUGUUGGGGACGCUGGGGGCUGCAGGGAUCCGAAGGCCGGCAUCCUCGGUCGGGUUUCCCUGUUUCUCCUUGAUAGGCAGUCAGACCGCGGAGGGCAGAGGAGGAGGUGAGGGAGAGACCCCGAUUGUUAGCAGGUGGUUGGGGAAUGUUUAAAUGAGAGGACCCCUGCAGCACAGCCAGUGCAGAGCAAAGGGGACCUGGGGACAAAGCAGAGGAGAUGUGGAAGCCCAGGGGGAGCGCGCCAGCCACUUCGGGGAGCACAGGAGGCCCUUGCUGUACAUGGACCACCUGGGGAAAUGUGGACGGUCCUCCAGAUAGCACAGCAACACGCACGAUCUAAAUGCACACAACCAGGCAAAAAUGAGCAAAUUUACCAAUUAAAAAAAAAGCUACAAAAGAAAGCAGCUAUGGAUAUUGUCCUAGACAGUUACUCCAAAUACCCGGCCCUUUCUGGGGAUUGUACCUAGAACCAUGGAUGGAGCUGUAUCCCCUCAUCUUUGGCGGGGAGAUGAUGGGGGGACGGCCUCCCUGAGUUACCCAGGUUGGGCUCAAACAUGGGGUCCUCCUGCCUCGGCCUUUCAGAGUGCUGGGCUCAUAGGUGUGCGUCACCAUGCCUGGCUCCAAGGAACCCUGAAGACAGCUGCACUCAGUCCAGAGCCCUUGAGUUGCGUCACCCGCCUGCGCUGCGCCAUAGUACAGAUGCUGUCAUCCGAGUCGCAGGGCUUGUGUUCGCACGCUACGGUCCUGUCUGGCGACAGCAGAGGAAGUUCUCGCAUGCCACUCUCCGUCACUUUGGCUUGGGCAAGCUGAGCCUGGAGCCCAGGAUCAUCGAGGAGUUCCGGUUCGUGCAGCAGGAGAUGCAGCGGCACGGUGACGCCCCCUUCAGCCCGGCCCCCAUCAUCAGCAACGCGGUCUCCAACGUCAUCUGCUCCUUGUGCUUCGGCCAGCGCUUCGAUUAUGCGGACAGGGGGUUUAAGCAGCUGCUGGCCCUCAUGUCCCGGGGCCUGGAAAUCUGUCUCAGCAGCCAGGUCCUCCUGGUCAAUGUGUGCCCCUGGCUGUACUACCUGCCGUUCGGGCCGUUUAAGGAGUUACGACGGAUCCAGAAGGACAUAACUGCCUUCCUGAAGCAAAUCAUCCAGGAGCACCGGGCCGCCCUGGACGCCGGGAGCCCCCAGGACUUCAUCGACAUGUACCUGCUGCACGCGGAGGGGGAGCGCGGCCGCCACGGCGGCAGCAGCUUCAGCGAGGAUUACCUGUUCUACAUCAUCGGGGACCUGUUCAUCGCCGGCACCGACACCACCACCAACUCCCUGCUGUGGUGCCUGCUGUACCUGGCGCUGCACCCCGAUGUCCAAGAAAAGGUGCAUGGAGAAAUCGAGAGGGUCAUUGGCCCCAGCCGAGCACCAUCCCUCACCGACAAGGCCCGGAUGCCCUACACGGAGGCCGCCAUCAUGGAGGUGCAGAGGCUGACGGCGGUGGUACCCCUGGCCAUCCCACACAUGACCUCGGAGAAGACAGUUCUCCAAGGAUUCACCAUCCCGAAGGGCACGGUGGUCCUGCCCAACCUGUGGGCGGUGCACAGAGACCCGGCCGUUUGGGAGAAACCGGACGAGUUCCACCCGAAUCGAUUUCUGGAUGACCAAGGACAACUUUUAAAAACAGAAGCCUUUAUUCCUUUUGGGAUAGGAAAGCGGGUGUGCAUGGGCGAGCAGCUGGCCAAGAUGGAGCUGUUCCUGAUGCUCGUGAGCUUGCUGCAGAGCUUCACCUUCUCGCUGCCCGAGGACGCCGCGGAGCCCGUCCUCACCGGGAGAUUCGGCCUCACUUUAGCCCCUCAUCCAUUCAACGUCGUCGUCUCUAAGAGAUGAGAGAUGACACCAACCUGCGUCCCGUGGAGACCUCCUGCUCCUGACCGCGGGCCUGGCACCAGGAAGAGGCCGGCAGAGCUCGUGGUGUUCUCGCCUGAAGCCGGACGCCGGGCUGUGUGCUUCCCCGGCACUGUGCCGUGGCUCCCACCCUUGAGCCGUCGUCCUCCCACAGUAAGGUGAGACUCGAACUCGCUUCUGUCUGCGCUCAGCAGAGGCAGGCUGACCAAGACGUCCUUCCGUGCUGGAGACGCCCUCCUGCUAGCUCCUGAAGACCCCUGACGACAUCUGUCUUCCGCUGUCUGAGGGCUGAGGUGACACUGAGGUAGAUCUGGUUUCCUAAAGCACAGGUGCUGUGUCCCUGCUGUAACCAUCCUUCAUUUGUGACUUCAGUUUUCAGUUUCUGUAGAUAGAAUUAAAUGGGCCAUUGUCCUGUACGCUGAGGAGAGAAAGCAGUCGGAGUUCCCAAGUUCCCGCGCAGGGCUGCUGCGCUCUCCUUCGGGGGCCCUGAGUGGUGGGCGGGACCGUGAUGCUGGCCUUGACCAGGAGGGCUUUCCCUGGCCCCGUGAUCGAGUGCUCUGCGGACAAACUCUCGGCUGGGAGCCCUGCCCGUGGGCAUCCGGAAAUGGUGCUCUCUGGCCAGGCUGGCAGAAGGGAGGCUGUGCCGUGGAGCCUGCCGGACCCCUUCUGAGGCUCCUGCUGCCCCGCGCAGGGAGGAUGCUGGCGCAGUGGGGCAGCUGUACUGACUUCUCUGUUCCCCAUACUGUGUGACUGUCACUCUUAGGGGCCAGCUGGGGCAGAGUGCGGAGGCUUGGGUGACAAAUGCCGUCUCUGGGUCAGACCUCUGGACUGGACUGUGCUCCCUGCUGUCACUUGGUCCCAGCGAGCCCGACAGCCGUCCUCUUCCCAGUGGGCUCCUUGUAGCAGAGGGAGUGCCAGCGGUCACAGCACCUGCUUUCCCUGGCAGGGAAGAGCACUUAAGGGAAAGUUCCACUCCAUUUCUUUUCCAUUUUUUGUUUUUGGAAGACAAGGUCUCACUAUGUAGUUCAGACUAGCCUUGAACUUGCUAUGUAGCCCAGGUUCAACUGAAUGGUGAUCCUCCUGCCUCAGCCUCCUGAAUGCUGAUAUUACUGAUAUGCACCUCCAUCCAUUUCAGUAUGACCUACAGGUGGCAUUUUUGUUGCUUAAGGGGUGUGUGUGUGUGUGUGUGUGUGUGUGUGUUUGUUAAAUACCAGGGAUCAAACUCAGGAUCUUACCUUGUACUUGCAAGGCAGAUGCUGGAACCACUGAGCUAAAUCCUCACCACUUAAUCAGUAUGUAUUAUUUGUUAUUGUCGGUUUAGACCACAUUUUUUAAAAAUGGCUAGACUUCUGUGCAUCGUUUGUAACAACCAUUUUAAACCCUGACCAAUGCCUUAGCUGAGAAGCGUCUCACAGGGUGAAGGGUCCUGUGCUUGUUCUUUCCUGUGGUGGAAGUGGCCCCUGUGCUCCUGAUAGAGAACAGGGAAGAAAAGAUUCAGAGAAGUCCUUGGAGAAUGGAAUGGAAAGCAAAGCGGGAAGCUGAACUGGGGCAGCUGGGCUGGGAAGGCCUCCUGCGCCCAUCCCUCUCUCUAGCCGUGUCCGGGUCGGCACAGACCCGAUCUUCUGAGCUCCCCGUCACCGGGCAGCUGGGGUCUGGGCGUCCUCAGGACCACUCUGGGGGUGAGGGUAGGGUGAGCCUUUGCCGAGCACAUUCCUGGGCAGACUCCUGCCUGCUCAUGGAGGAGAAGUAGCCUACGCUGAGCGGAAACCCAGGAAGAGGCGUUGCUUGGUCUUUGAGGCUGGUUCUCAGCGUCUUUUCCCGCACCAGGUUUCCCCCUUAGGACUGUCACUAAGCACUUCAGAUACAGAAUCACGAAACACAGCCUAAUCUUGGUCUUUUAGUGCCUUGAGGGUUUUUUUGUUAAGAAAGGCUAAUCAACUAAAUGCAGAGAAAGUGAGCAAUAUGGAGGGCAGACAGGGAUUCAAGUGGGUGGCGCCCUGCCAGCGGGGUAGAGUCCGGCAGGAGUUCAUGUGCUUUUGAAUUGCACUAAUCACUCAGCAUUAACAGGUUUCUUACUCCUUAAUUUAUACAUGGAUUUUCAGUAUUUCUGACCAAAGAGUUUGUAGCUUAAUUGAAAAGAAAAAAAGAACUGCUUUGAGACUGUCAGAAUCAGUUUAUUAAACUUUUAAAUACAGUGCCUCAAAACUGCAGCAUUUUUAAAAAGACCUUUAUGUGGCACACUGCUGAAAGGACUCUUGAUGCUUUCCUUGAACGUACUGACGUUUCACUAUUUUCGCACUUCAUGGUUUAUCAGAACUAUACAAAUGACUGUAGUGUGUUUUAUAAGUCUGCCCAACACUUCACUUUUAGCCCUCAUCUUUACCAGUUUUUGAUGCCUUUAGAAAACCUUGUAUUUUAAAGGAGAUAGUGUCAUAUCUGGUUUUUUGAUUUAACUGCUAAACAAAAUUUUCAUUUUUACCAAGUAUCAAGAAAACAAGAAGAAACAAAGCAGCAGUCCUCCAGAGAGAGAGAGAGGAGGCCACAAUAUGGUCUGGGUGCAGUCAUGAGAUGAGAGCGCUGUUCUAAAAUAUGCCACACAGCUAAUGUCACAAGGCACAGAGGUGGGGUGUGCCUUCCCACAGCCCAGCCCUAUUCAGAGAAGCACAAGCCUCCCGCCCUGUGACAUGGCACUGAGGACUUGUCCCUGAGGCCCUGCAGGGACCCCACAGCUACCAUCAUAACCAGCAGGGGAGUUGGAAAGCUUCUCCUCAGGGCUAAGGGCAAGGACGCCCACCCUCACCAUCUGUUAACAGAUACUGCAAGCCCAGCCAC